This is a messenger RNA of Capra hircus (goat), 1791 nucleotides long. RefSeq names its product T-cell leukemia translocation altered (gene TCTA). NCBI's taxonomy places the organism in Eukaryota, Metazoa, Chordata, Mammalia, Artiodactyla, Bovidae. The record is from RefSeq and is a predicted model, not a curated record. The transcript has 3 exons. The coding region runs from base 226 to 546 and encodes 106 amino acids.
UUUUAUACUCCUCGAGUCACUCAUCCUUUAAGUUAGCAGGGUGGGGCUAGGUGCGCGUGCGCGGUUUUGAUACUCCGCCCCAAACUGCCAACUCUUCGCGCAAGCGAGGUAGACGCGCCUUGCUUAGGUUUACGCGUGCGCACUAGUGGACCUGGGCCCGGAAGACCAGACGCUUGCGCAGUGGGGACAACGGUGACAGUACCCCGGGUGAGGCCCCGGCCAGUCAUGGCGGAGCCUUGGUCUGGGCAGUCCUUGCAGGCUCUGCCGGCCACGGUGCUGGGCGCGCUGGGCGCCCUCGGCAGCGAGUUCCUUCGGGAGUGGGAGGCGCAAGACAUGCGCGUGACUCUCUUUAAGCUGCUGCUGCUUUGGUUGGUGUUAAGUCUCCUGUGCAUCCAGCUGGCGUGGGGGUUCUACGGGAGUACGGUGACCGGGCUGUAUCACCGCCCAGGUCUGGGCGGCCAGAACGGAUCCACACCUGAUGGCUCCACGCAUUUCCCUUCCUGGGAAACAGCAGCAAAUGAACCUCUCAAAACCCACAGAGAAUAAGGGAAGCCAGCAGAGGGGUCUCCAGGGGUAUCACCGGGUCUCCUGGCUCCCACACUGAGUCCUGUUGCUGCCCAGACCCCAGGGACAACAGCAGAAGGGAUGGGGUUGGGGGCAAGGUGUACCCCAGUGUUCGCAGGGCUGGGCCUCCACUGCCCUUGGCCUUGCCUUCAGCAGCCCCAGGCAUUGGGCCAGUAAAGAAUUUGCCUCUACCCUGAUCUGGGUGCCUUAAGGAGAGAAGACCUCCUCCUCUCAGGGGUCAGCUCAGAAGCCUCUGUGGUUGGGGAGGCCAACAGUCCAUUUUCUGUCUUGGCUUCUUCCUGUUCUUCCUCCCAUCUCCCUGGGAUGUGAUCCUGUAGAGAUUUGUCCCUGAGAGGAAGCCUGAGGUUGAUCACCUCUGAGAUUUUUCAGGCAGGUCUGUUUUCCCCCGAACCUUGAGUUUGCUGCAUUUCUUCGCUUUUGCUUUGCUGGCAGGGAGCCAGGGAAUCCUGUCCUGGACACAGCCUUAUAUUCUGUGGUUACUUAGCUGUCCAUUCUAGUAUAAGACGGGGCAGCUGGCACCCUCCAGACAUGAAGGCACCAAACACCCACCUCCUUUGACCUCUCCAGGUGGGAGUCAGGCUGUGUAAGUUUUUUUCCCAAGCAUCAUACUCAUACACCUCUUAAUCCCUCCCAGAAGGAAGCUGGGUACCUAAAAGAGGCUGAGUCUCAGGGGUGACUUCCCACCCCCACUGCCUAAGUGCCCAUGGGGUUGUGCAUCUGUGCCCCGCCAGUCACAGGGACAUACUAAGCAGCUAGUGCAGAGCAGCCCCAUCAUGCCCUGCAGCCUCCCCACUUCCCAUCUUUACCCAGGACCAGAGGAGCUUCGUCCUGCCCAUAUGCUAGGCAACCCUGCCACUUCCACAGUGGGCCACACGAGCUCCAGAUGAGCAGUGUGGGCCCGGACCUGCCUCCCUCCCCAGUGGUCGUACUUCUGCCUGCUUUGCUGGGCCAGCAGCUACCUCAGUGUCCCACUGCUUGCUUCCUCUCUGGUAAAUGUCACAUUGCCAUCUGGCAGCCUAGGCCAUCUUUGCACUGUGCACUGGAGUAGGACUGUGCUGAGCACGUGCAUGAGGACUGGUGGUGGGAUGAUGGUUCUGCAGCCCCGGGCCCGCCUACUGACAACAGACACCACACUCACUUCACAGUUGGUCUCACAUUUCACCCCGGGCUCAACUGAGGAUGUGGCUUAUUAAACCUGAAAGUGCA